Molecule: messenger RNA, 3978 nt
Organism: Malassezia pachydermatis
Lineage: Eukaryota; Fungi; Basidiomycota; Malasseziomycetes; Malasseziales; Malasseziaceae
Product: nonmuscle myosin heavy chain b
Exons: 2
Coding region: 1-3978 (1325 amino acids)
Biological process (GO): vesicle transport along actin filament; actin filament organization
Cellular component (GO): myosin complex; vesicle; cytoplasm
Molecular function (GO): actin filament binding; microfilament motor activity; ATP binding
Source: RefSeq, a predicted model, not a curated record
AUGAGCAAUAGCGGUACAGGCUCGUUUCCGUCGGAUCCCGACAGGAAAGAUGUCUGGGUCCCCGAUCCUACUCAGGGCUACGUGGCUGCCUAUGUGGUGCGUGAGCAUGCUGGGGACAGCGAGUGUUGUUUGGCCAACGGCACCGUAGUGACUGUCCCCACCUCGUCACUGAGCGAGAUGAACCCACCCAAGUUCGACAAGGCAGCGGAUAUUGCUGACCUGACAUACUUGAACGAAGCGAGUGUCGUUCACAACCUUCGUCAGCGCUAUUUCAGCGAUAUGAUCUAUACGUAUUCCGGUUUGUUCUUGGUCGCUGUGAACCCGUACCAUGCCCUUCCCAUCUACACGGAGGCCGUGGUAGAUAUGUAUAAGGAGAAGCGCCGCGAGGAGAACCCACCGCACAUCUUUGCCGUCGCAGAUGGUGCGAUGCGAAGUAUGCUCGAGCACCAAGAGAACCAAUCCCUCUUGAUUACGGGUGAAUCCGGUGCUGGUAAAACGGAAAACACCAAGCGUGUGAUUCAAUACCUUGCCGCAACAGCUGCUGAUGCGGAUGCUACCGGACCUUGGCGCUCAGGCGAGCCUUUGGGCCUGCUAGAACGUCAGAUCCUGGAAGCCAACCCCAUUCUGGAAUCGUUCGGUAACGCUCAGACGGUACGAAACAACAACUCGAGUCGUUUCGGCAAGUUUAUCCGCAUUGAAUUCUCGGCCACAGGCACGAUUGCCGGCGGUCACGUCGAAUGGUAUCUGCUGGAAAAGAGCCGUGUGCAUAGCCGCAGCGCGAACGAGCGCAGUUUCCAUGUGUUUUACCAGCUGCUGCGUAGCCAUGAUCAGGCCUUGCUGGAUAGUUUGGCUUUGUCGAACUACCCAGAAGACUACGCGUACCUUGCGUCCACACGCAAGCAUGUGGAAGGCAUCGACGAUACUGUGGAGUUCCGGCAGCUCCUCGAAGCGUUGCGUACCAUGGGCUUUUCCUCGCAGGAAGAGCACUGGCUUUUCCUGGUCGUGGCGUUGAUCCUUCAUCUCGGUAACAUUUCGCUCUCUGAAGACCGCUCUGGACAAGCGCGUGUGGACAACAUGCAGCAGCUUACGCUGAUUAGUGAACUGAUGGGCGUAGAGCCAACGCAGCUGCACAAUGCCCUUGUGCGUCCUACUGUCCGCGCAGGCCGCGAGAUGGUGACGCAGGCACGUACGAAGAAGCAGGUGCAGGAUGAAAUUGCGGCCCUAUGUAAAACCAUGUACGAGAAGACGUUUGGGUGGCUUGUGGACCGUAUCAACACGGUUCUCGAUCGACCGACCAGCAAGUCACAGUUUAUCGGUGUAUUGGAUAUUGCCGGUUUCGAGAUCUUUGAGACCAACUCGUUCGAGCAGCUUUGCAUUAACUAUACCAAUGAGAAAUUGCAGCAAUUUUUCAACCAUCACAUGUUCAUGCUUGAGCAGCAAGAGUAUGCUCGUGAAGAUAUUGACUGGGACUAUGUCAACUUUGGCCUGGAUUUACAGCCGACCAUUGACCUGAUUGAGUCGUCGUCGCCCAUCGGUAUUCUUGCUACCCUGGAUGAAGAGUGUAUUAUGCCGAAAGCUAGUGACGCUACCUUCACCGAGAAAUUGAUCGCUACGUGGGGUCCUGCGAAGGGCCAAGCCAUGACGGCCGCCUCGUCGAAGUUUGUGCCGUCGCGCCAAGUGAAGCGUUUCAUGGUGCGUCACUAUGCUGCCAAUGUGGAAUACAGCACCGAUGGCUGGCUGGAUAAGAACCGCGAUCCUCUGAACGAUAAUAUCACACGCGUACUCGCUGGCGCGUCGCACGAGUUCUUGGCCUCGUUAUUUGUCACCAUGGUAUCGUCUGACGACGCUGGCGCGCCACGUAGUCGUCGCGGGGCUUUCCGCACGGUGGGCCAGCGCCACAAGGAGCAGCUGGCGUCUCUCAUGGCACAGCUUGACUCUACACAGCCGCACUUUGUUCGCUGCAUCGUGCCGAAUUCGGACAAACGCCCUGGCCGCAUGGAUCUGCCGCUCGUACUGGAUCAGUUGCGAUGCAAUGGUGUGCUAGAAGGCAUUCGUAUUGCGCGUCUAGGUUAUCCGAACCGUACCUUAUUCGCCGAAUUUGUCCAGCGGUACGCUCUUCUGGCCCCGGAUACGCCUACGUCGCAUGUCAUGGACUCGCGUCUCGUAUCGCGGCAUAUUGCCGAGUCGCUCGAUCUGGACCCUGCUGUGUACCGUAUCGGUACGACCAAAAUCUUUUUCAAGGCUGGUGUCCUUGCCGAAUUGGAGGAACGGCGAAAUGUGCGCUUGCAUGAGAUCUUCACUGGUAUCCAGGCAGUAUCUCGUGGGUUUAUGGCCCGCCGGCUCGCACAGAAGCGCCUGCGUCGUAAGGCGGCAAAACAGCUCUUACAGGACAGUGCUCAGGCGUAUGCCAAGCUGCAGUCUUCUGCGUGGUGGCGUUUGUACUUGCGCCUGUUGCCGCUGCUCGCAGCGACAGAGAACGACGAAGAGGCGCGUCGGCAUGAAGUGGAAAUGGCUAUGGUACGUGAACGUGCCCAGCGUGAUCAGCAAGAGCGGGAGCGCCUGGCCGAGUUGGAACGCAAACUGCGUCAAGAGUACGCUUUGCUGGAAGAGCAGCUGGACGAUGAACGCACCAAGCAUGCGUCGACGCAUGACACGCUCACAGGCACAAUGAACCGACUGGACACAGCCGAAGCUGCUCUGGCAGAGCUGCAAGCGGAGCGUGACGAAUGGGCUCGUGAUAUGCAGUCGCUGCAAGAUCAGCUGGACGAUGGCCUGCAGCGUGAAAAGGAUCUGCAAGUCGAGCUGUCUACGGUGUCCGAGCAACUUACGCAAGAACUUACGUCGCGUGCCAACCUAGAGCACGAGCAUGGUGAGGCGAUUGCCAAGGCAGGGCAGCUGGAAGAGGAGCUGGCCACAGCGAAGCAGUCGCUGCAAGAGCAUAUGGAGCGGACUGAGCAGCACAUUGAAAGCUUGGCGGCCGAGCAUGAGGUGGAGCUUCAGCACUGGCAACAGAAACUGGAGCGGGCGGUUAAGGAUACGUCGGCUCACGAAGAACUGACCCAGCGCCUAAGCGAUGCUGAGGCCAAGCAUGCUUCGUUGCUAGAGGCGCACGAGGCGGUCGCAAAGGAAAGCGCAUCAUGGCAAGCCCGCGCCUUGGAGGCGACGCAAGCGCUUGACGCGCUCACAGCCGAGCAUGAGGAUCUGCAGACGCAGCAUGAGCAGAUCGCUGAGAAGCAUGCGUCGCAUAUCGAGACGUCAGACUCGCUGCGUGUGGCACACGAAGAAGCACAAGAGACCAUUGCCCAAUUGGAGCAAAUGCUGGACACUGAGCGUGAAAAGGCGGAGAUUGCUGCAGAUGCUCAUGCGCGUUCCAUGCUGGAUUUACAGCAGAAGUUGGAUGCUCGCAGUGCCGAAGUGCACAAACUCACAAGCCAAAUCCAUUCGCUGGAGUUGGAGAACAAACGCUUGGAGACGCUGCAGAACAAGACCACGAUUGAGCAUGUGCAUGUACUCGAGGAAGCGAAGAAAUACACGGAUCGCCAGCUCUCGGAUGUCCAGGCGGAGCUACAGGAGCUCUCGACGUACACACGCUCGCUGGAGCGCACACGCGCCCGACUCCAACAAGAGCAUGAGGCGCUGACACGCACGUCCAGCGGCUUGAAUGCGGAUGAUGCGAUUCGGCAGCGUGAUGAAGCACGUGAAGCCUUGCAAAAUGCAGAGAAGAACUCGGCUGACAAGUUGCGCAAGACGCGGGCUGAGUACGAAGUGCGUAUCCGUCAACUUGAGGACGAACUGCGUCGUGCGGAGAAAGAGAAAUCGUCGAUGCACCCCGAAAAGCCCACACCGCUCCUUGGCAAUGGGCGCAAGUCGCACACAGCGGCUGCGCGACAAGUCCUCGCCGAGAUUCAACUGGAGACCGAGCUCCUGGCCAAGGACCUGGCGCGUGCCAGUGCCAUGCGCCCCCCUACGUCGUCGUAG